Messenger RNA from Cladocopium goreaui, 981 nucleotides. NCBI's taxonomy places the organism in Eukaryota, Dinophyceae, Suessiales, Symbiodiniaceae. The record is from the annotation of a GenBank genome assembly.
AUGGCCGAUACGGCUCAACGAAGGAUGACGAAGUCGCCGGUGCGGCUAGCGCGAGAGGCAUUACGUAUCGGCGAAGAGGGCUUGCCGAGUUACUCGGCGGCGAAAAGUCCGAAGAAAUUCACGCAGCCGCAGUUGUUCGCCGUCUUGGUGCUGCGGCAGUUCUUCAAGACCGACUAUCGUGGCAUCGUUGCGUUGCUGGAAGAUAUAGUCGUACUUCAGCGCGCAGAACGGCUCGGCUUGAUUGGUAAGAAGCCGGACGCGGCCGUCGAUGCGACUGGUUUGGAAAGCCGUCAUGCAUCACGACAUUACGUGUCGAGAGCGGGCCAGAAGCGAUACCUGCGCAGCGAUUGGCCAAAGUUGACCGUAGUCUGCGACACGGCCAGUCACCUCAUCGCCGGCGCGAGCGUGGCACGCGGACCAAGCCAAGACUCACCCGACUUCUUUCCGGCGAUGUAUCAAGCGGGUUGCCACGUGCGUUGGUACCGUGUGUUCGCCGAUGCCGGCUACGAUGCCGAGCACAACCACGAGUUCUGCCGUGAUGUGUUGGGAAUGAAGUCAUCGAUCAUUACACUCAAUCGUCGCAACAUGGGCCGCCGCUGGCCACUCACGAAGUAUCGACGUCAGAUGAAACGCACGGCGUAUCGCCGCGACUAUGGCCAGCGUUGGCAAGUCGAAAGCGUCUUUUCGCGUUACAAACGCCUGCUCGGCGCCGCCCUUCGCGCCCGCACCGAUGCCAGCCAAGCCCGCGAAAUGCUACUGCGAGUGCUGGUCCAUAACCUGAUGCUUCUCAGGCGUGUGGGUUGUUUUCAACAGAGCAUCAUAGAUACUCAAGGACCCAGUUCCGGCAUAAGCCGUGUGGAUCGAGGCGGAAGCUGGGAUCUUUCCAGCGACGACCAAAGAUCGGCUAACCGUAUCGGCCACGGGCCGGAUGGGCGAAGCCAUCGCGUGGGUUUUCGAGUAGUUCGCGAAACUGAAGACUAA